Molecule: messenger RNA, 1832 nt
Organism: Corticium candelabrum
Lineage: Eukaryota; Metazoa; Porifera; Homoscleromorpha; Homosclerophorida; Plakinidae
Product: arylsulfatase B-like
Exons: 2
Coding region: 14-1630 (538 amino acids)
Source: RefSeq, a predicted model, not a curated record
CAAGCUCUAGGGCAUGAUGGCAAACCGACCGGCUGCAAUGGCCCUCUUGACUGCUUUAUGUCUGAUCCCAGUUGCCCGUGCUAGACACAAUCAACCUCCACACAUCUUUCUCGUUCUGGUCGAUGACUGGGGAUGGGCAAACGUCGGUUACCACCGAGACGAACCUACAGACGAAGUCGUCACCCCAAACAUCGACAGGCUGUGCAAAGAAGAAGGAAUCGAGCUCAACAACUUCUAUGCUCACGCCGUCUGCGGCCCCUCCCGGGCCUCCCUCCUCAGCGGCCGCUUCCCCAUCCACGUCAGCGUCGACAACGGCGACGUGACGAUGAACGACCCGAGCAACAAGGUCGACGGCUACGCCGGCAUCUCUCCGCCGAUGACGAGCAUGGCGGAGAAGCUCAAAACGGCCGGAUAUGCCACACAUCAGAUAGGAAAGUGGGACGCCGGUAUGGUGGUGCCCCAACAGAUACCCGCAGGAAAGGGAUUCGACAGCAGCUACGGAUUUUUCCACCACGGGGGUGACUACCGCACCUACAAGACAAGCCACUGUCCGGACAUGAACAUAACGGGCGGUCAGUUGCGAGACUUCUGGGACACGGACGGUCCUGCUGACGUUGAUGUUGACAAGGAAAUCUAUGUGGAGAAGUUGUACACGGCCAAGAUGCUCGAUAUUAUUAGCAACCACGACGCGCAGACGCCGCUGUUUUUAUACUACGCGCCGCAUCUCGUUCAUACGCCGUUGGACGUGCCGCUGAAGUAUCUUGCAAAGUUCCAUUUUAUUGAUAACGAACACCGUCGCAUCUACGCCGGAAUGGUCAACUAUCUGGACGACAUCAUCGGAACGGUAACCGACGCCUUGAAGAAUCAUAAUCUUUGGGAUGACACGCUCAUGAUUAUGAUGUCGGACAACGGAGGUCCCAUCUAUUCCGGAGGUGGGGCGACCAACUAUCCUCUAAGGGGAGGGAAAAGGAGCAACUUCCAGGGCGGAGUUCGAGUCAAUGCUUUCGCUUCUGGUGGCAUCUUGCCUUCGAGUACUCAUGGGAAGACAAAAAAUGGACUGAUGGCGUUGUGUGAUCUCUACACGACGUUCUGCUCGCUGGCCAACGUUUCUCACGUCGACGAGCGAUCAAGCUCCUUAGGCCUUCCAGAGGUCGACGGCGUGGACAUGUCUGAGUAUCUGCUGGACGAAACGGACGAGGUGCAAUCGCCUAGAGACGAAGUCUACCUCGGACAACACAUCAAGGACGGAGUGAAUCAAACAGAAGGCAUCGGAUCGGGCAUAAUCUACAAGAACUGGAAGUACAUCCAUGGACAAGUUCUGUACGGAACGUGGAGUGGACCGUUCUCUCCCAACGACACAUCAUCGAUCCCGUCCAACGUCGAUCCUCACGACUGCCCCGAAAGUGGCUGCCUCUUCGAUCUGCUCGAAGAUGAAACGGAACACAAUGAUCUCUCAGACAGUUCAGAACAUGCUCACGUGUUGAAAUUCAUGCAAGUAAAAUGGGCACACAUGAUGUCAACCAUGUAUUUGCCAAAUCGUGGAGAGGCAGAUCCGCUUGCCUGCGAGGUGGGAAGAGACCACUAUCACGGAUUUUACGGUCCGUUCAGGGGUAUUGGGACAGAACUGUAAUGUUUUGUCUCUCGCAAUUAAUUAAGUUGCAAGCUAAUUGAUCGAGAGAAGGACAGGGACUGCAUGAGAGCUUUGCUGAAAUGUUGCGUGUCUGUUGUGUUGCGCUGAGCGCGUUGUCCGUCAAACUGUGAGAAACUGCAUGUUCGUAGAGAAAUGUAAGUCAAAGUUUACUUGAAAUGAAUAAUCUGUUGAGCAUAUGAAA